This is a messenger RNA of Colletotrichum chrysophilum, 1854 nucleotides long. RefSeq lists its product as uncharacterized. Lineage: Eukaryota; Fungi; Ascomycota; Sordariomycetes; Glomerellales; Glomerellaceae. The transcript is spliced from 2 exons. The record is from RefSeq and is a predicted model, not a curated record. Gene Ontology annotation, molecular function: flavin adenine dinucleotide binding; N,N-dimethylaniline monooxygenase activity; NADP binding. Bases 1 to 1854 code for a protein of 617 amino acids.
AUGGGUGACUAUCACACUGAGAACACGACACCACCAAACGAGGCCAAUGGCUUUGACAAGACCAAGGGUGCCGUGCCCGAGACACCAGCCAAGCAAACACUCAUCGACAGGACAGUCGACGCGCUGCUCACGCCGCCAAAGUCGGUCUAUGAAGAUGUUUCGCUUGAGCUUCCUGACAGAUAUAUCGACGAGCCACGGUCUCUGCGCGUAACCGUCAUUGGCGCAGGCCUCUCUGGAGUUCUCGCUGGCAUCUUGCUGCCUGCUAAGGUCCCUGGCGUUAAGCUCACAAUAUUUGAAAAGAACGCCGACGUGGGAGGCACUUGGUUCGAGAACGUGUAUCCCGGCGUGCGCUGCGACGUGCCCGCCCACGUCUACCAAGCAACCUUCGACCCAAACACCCAAUGGACAGAGCAAUUCGCGCAGGGCGCGGAGAUCCGCGACUACUGGAAGGGCCUGUCGAGAAAGUACGACGUCUACAAGUACCUCCAGCUCUCCCAGCAGGUCGAGGGUCUGAACUGGGUCGACUCCCAAGCCGUAUGGCAAAUCACCGUCCGCGACCUCAAGACGGACGCGAUCCGCAUAGAAGAGGCCGACUUCGUUCUCACAGCCAUCGGCCGCUUCAACGCCUGGAAGCUCCCAAACUACCCCGGCAUCCACGACUUCAAGGGCGUCCUCCGCCACGCCUCCAACUGGGACCCCAGCUUCGAACCCCGCGAUAAGAAGGUCGCCGUCAUUGGCAACGGCGCCAGCGGCAUCCAGCUCACGUCAAACCUGCACAAGGUCGUCUCGCGGCUGGACCACUAUGCCCGCAACAAGACCUGGAUCACGGCCUCCUUCGCCGGCGACGAGACCUCCAUCGAGCCCAUCCCCGUUUCCGAAGAUCUGCGCGCCAAGUUCCGCGAGGACCCGGAGGCGUACCUCGCGUACCGCAAGGACAUGGAGAGCAAGUACUUCCGCCACUUCACCGGCUGGCUCAAGGGGUCUGCCGACAACGAGGAGGCGCGCGAGAAGUUCCGCACGUUCAUGAACGACCGGCUGGCUAAGAAGCCUGAGCUCAUCGACGCCCUCAUCCCCGACUUCAGCCCGCACUGCCGCCGGUUGACACCGGGCCCGGGGUACCUGGAGGCCAUCACCGCCGAGAAGACAAACUACAUCCAGACCCCCAUCCGGCGGUUCACCGAGACGGGCAUCGAGACGGAAGACGGCACGCACCGCGAGGUCGACGCCAUCUUCUGCGCAACAGGCGCCAACGUCGACAUGGUCCCGCCCUUCCCCAUCACCGCGCGCGGCGAGGACCUGUCCAAGCUGUGGCGGUCCGACGGCAAGUACGGCUUCCCCUACACGUACCUCGGCUCCGCCACCCCGGGGUUCCCGAACCUGCUCUUCAUCCACGGGCCCAACGGCUCGGGGCGCUCCGGGACGGUCCCGCACAACGUGGAGAACCAGAUCACGUACUUCGCGCGGAUCCUGCGCAAGUCGGCGCGCGAGGGCAUCAAGUCGCUGCAGGUGUCGAAGCGGGCGGCGGACUGGUUCACAGAGUACUCGGACGCGUUCUUCGCGACGACGGUGCUCUCGGAGAACUGCAGCUCGUGGUACAACAGCGGCAAGCCGGGCUCGCGGGUGCACGGGCUGUGGCCGGGGUCGGCGUCGCUGGCGACGAUUGUGCAGCGGGAGCCGCGGUGGGAGGACUUUGAGUAUGAGUACCUUGGGGAUGCGGAGAACCCGUUCUUGUGGUACUUUGGGAAGGGGUGCACGAAGAAGGAGCUGGAUGAGAAUGCUGAUGUGACGCCGUAUUUGAAGGCUGGGGUUGUUGAUCCGAAGGAUGUGCAUGAGAGUUGGCAUACUGUUCCAUAG